AUGGACACGGAAAGAGAGCACGCAGCCUUCAUCUACGCCUUCACCGCAGUAACCCUGGAUGUCACGCGGUCCUUUCAAUGCACCACCAAAUCCAGCCCCCAACCAACCUCAACACAAAUAACAGACCUAAUGCGCCAGUCCGUGGAAACCCAAGAACCACUAGUAAUAGGCUUCCGGCCGUCAAUCCUACGCGCCACCACAUGCAUCUUCAUCCAGAUGUGCGCCAUGAGCCUAGGCCACUACGAUCUAGGCUUCUUCCACCUACGCGAAGCAAUCAGCAUGAUCCAGAUGCUCCGCAUCAGCGACAAAACCGUCAAUGCCAGCCUCAGCACGGCUGAGCGAGCCCGCCGCCAACGACUGUACUGGCAAUGCUUCAUCCACGAGCGAUUCCUAUCCAUCGUGAAUUUCUCCCCGGUGACACUGCCCCCGCACACCCAGUACCCGGAAGAAGACGCGUUCGUGGGCGCGGAUAUCCAGCUCGGCUGGACGCAGGUGAUCAAGACGUUCUGCAUGCUGGAUGCGUCGUUUAUGAGUCUGUGGAUUGGGGACCGCACGCAGGUCACUGCGUCGUGGGUGGAGCGGAAACACCGCGAGUUGGAUGAUGCGGUGUGGGAGGUGGAGGUUUCGGCGCUGUCGGAGCUGCAGCAGGCGGAUUUGGUGGUUACGCGGCAGUGGAUGCGGACGCUGUUGUGGCAGUUGGCCAUGUCGAAUUGUUUGCUUAGUUCGCAUGCGUCGUGUCCGUCGUUAGAGCUGGAGAUGCCGUUGAGGUUGUCGAGUCAGCUCAGGCAGUUUUUGACGAAGAUCUCGCAGAAUACGAUUCGGGUGCAUGGCUCGUCGAUGAUUAGCAAGUUGUUGGAGAUUGUUAAUACUAUUGCGGAUGUGGUGAUUCAUGUGCCGCAGGCGACUGAAGAGGAGACGACGAGUCGCAUUGAUGAUAUUGUUUUUAUGCAGGGGGUUGUGCUUUCUUUUCAUAAUUUGCAGGUUAUGCCGAAGGAUAUUCUGUUGGAUAAGUUUAGAUUGAUUAGAGGGAGGUUUCCACAUAUUGAGGUGGCUAUGCAACUAGCUGUUUAG
Molecule: messenger RNA, 1071 nt
Organism: Penicillium roqueforti
Lineage: Eukaryota; Fungi; Ascomycota; Eurotiomycetes; Eurotiales; Aspergillaceae
Product: fungal specific transcription factor domain-containing protein
Exons: 1
Coding region: 1-1071 (356 amino acids)
Source: RefSeq, a predicted model, not a curated record